UGUUUGAGGAUGGUAUUUUAACGAAACCACUUUUGGGAGUGGCAUUCGAGCGAAACCCCGUUUUGACAAUGGCAAAAUGUCAAUUUUCUCCCAUCCCGCGAGCGAUUGCGGCUUCGUCGCUCGUCCUGCCGCUUCCGCCGCAUCCUGGUGAGCACAUCCUCCGCCACCGCUGCCUGCUCCGAUCCCCAUUCAUCGCGCGAGCGAGUACGGCUUCGUCGCUCGUCCUGCCGCUUCCGCCGCAUCCUGGUGAGCACAUCCUCCGCCACCGCCGCCUGCUCCGAUCCCCAUCCAUCGCGCGAGCGAGCGAGGGUCGCCGUCGCUCAUCCUGCUGCUUCCGCCGCAUCGACAAGAUGCCAAAUAGAGCCACGCAUUGGUGUUAUGCCUGCCGACGUCCAAUUCGUGUUAGUGGACAAGAUAUUACAUGCCCCAACUGCAAUGAUGGUUUUAUACAAGAAAUCAGUGAGAUAGGUGGUUCAUUGAACACUUAUGGUAUCUUUGACCCGAGCUUUGAUGAGCGUCGAGAUAGAAGUUUUGGAAUGGUGGAGGCUAUGUCUGACCUUAUGCGACAACGGAUGGCAGAAAUGGGCAGAAAUCGUGUGUUGGAUUUCCAUGGUACGAGAGGGGCAAGUUCCCAUCAAGGAAGGCAGCCAACUGUUAGACCAAUGCUCAUAUUUGGCAGCAAUGCACCUGAUCGUGUAAGCAGCAGUAGUGAAGAAGCAGAUAUACUCCUCAGGCAAGGCCGCAGAAUUGGCGCGGACCGUCCAAAUUUCAGUCGUUUCCUAGUCGGUCCCAGUCUUGAAGCUCUAUUCGAACAGCUGCUCCUGCAUAAUAACCGUCAAGGACCACCACCAGCUCCACAGUCUGCAAUUGACUCCAUGCCUGUGGUAAAGAUAAACCUCAGGCACCUUAGAGAUGAUCCUCACUGUCCAGUUUGCACAGACAAAUUUGAGGUUGGAACAGAGGCACGGGAGAUGCCAUGCAAGCAUCUGUACCAUGCUGAAUGCAUCAUUCCCUGGCUGGUUCAGCACAAUUCUUGUCCAGUUUGCCGCCAUCCACUGCCGUCAUCUUCCCACCGUUCAGGCAGCACCCGUUCAUCGUCAACCCACUCUAACGAAGCUAUUAGCCAUGGGGUUGCCAGAUCUGAUGCUGAUCCUGUUCCUGUUGCAAGAAGCGACGACAGCAGAAACCAUGAAAUGCACGGUUCUUUCUCGUUUCUCUGGCCAUUUGAUUCACCUACUCCUGAUUCCAGUUCCUACACGCACGAAGGAGGUGUUGGUGAGCCUACAGUUCAUGACGAUGCUGGCCAGAUGACCUAUUCUGAGUGGCAUUACGACUACUGAACUUCCUGCAGCAAGACCCCCCAACAUAUCAGUGUCCACUCCUCUUGGCUUCAACCUCUUAAAGAGGAGGUGGAUAAUUUAUGGGUGUCGUGUUGGGUGUGUGAGGCUUUCGCCUAGAACAAACCUUGUGUUGCAUGUGCCGUUCUAUCCCAUAUGCUGGGGCUGUGUAUAACUGUACAUCAACUAUUGAGCAAUGAGCUAUAUGCUGUACUGCCAGGGAUGCUAUGGUAAACUACAAGUGAAUAUGUGAUAUGUCUGAUCAUUCGUA
This is a messenger RNA of Oryza sativa Japonica Group (Japanese rice), 1608 nucleotides long. RefSeq names its product probable E3 ubiquitin-protein ligase RHC1A. Gene Ontology annotation, cellular component: cytoplasm. Gene Ontology annotation, biological process: protein ubiquitination. Gene Ontology annotation, molecular function: ubiquitin protein ligase activity. The record is from RefSeq and is a predicted model, not a curated record. Lineage: Eukaryota; Viridiplantae; Streptophyta; Magnoliopsida; Poales; Poaceae.